AUGACUCGUCUCGGAAUCGUGCUGCCGUCGGUGCGCAACGUCACUGGCACCAUCGUCAUGAUGGACGACGAGAUCCGAUCCGAUGCCACCACUACUGAUUCUCUCAAGAAAACAGAUACAGGGAUCAUUCUACAUCCUCAGCCCCAUGACGACCCUAAUGAUCCGCUCAACUGGCCCGUUAUUCGGAAGGACUUGUGCUUCUUGAUCAUCGGUUGCCAGACAUUCGUUGGAGGUGGCCAGACUGCCAUCUUGGCUGCGGGCUUUUCGGGUUUGAAGGAAGAGUUCCACAAGACGCUCUCUACCAUCUCGUACCUUGUGGGUGCAUUUAUGUUAUCGCUUGGUGUGGGUUCGGUACUUGCCAGUCCUACGGCCGUGUUGUAUGGCAAAAGAUUGGUGUAUAUUUGUGGCAUCUCGUUGUUUUUGGUGGGUGCCAUAGUUGCUGGUGCCUCAAAGACUUACGGCGCCCUCAUGGCUGGAAGACUCUUAACGGGUAUCGGUGCAUCACCCACGGAAAGCUUGGCGUCGGCCAGUUUGAGUGAGCUCUAUUUCCAGCACGAAAGAGCUUAUCGUACUGGUCUUUAUACAUUAUUACUUCUUGGAGGAAAGAAUUUGGUGCCUCUCCUUUCGUCCCUCGUGUUUCAGCACUUGGACAGACAUUGGCUCUACUGGAUCAUUGCCAUUCUUUUGGGCACGAACUUGGUGCUCACCUUCUUGUUUGUUCCUGAAACCUUCUGGGAUAGAUCUCCAACUCCGAGUAAGCGUUCCAUCGCGGAAACCGAAGCAGCCCGCCACGUCCAGGGUUACAUACCUCCAGAAAAAAGACCUCAUGCAUAUGCUCUUCCGUCUACCAACAAUGUGUUGGAUGUUCAGAGUUUGAACUCGUCCAUGUUGGGCACUACGCAAUCACGCACUCAUCCAGUUGCACUUACUGGAGACGACCCAGCAACAGAUAACGAUCAUGCGUCAGUGGCUUCGGAACCUAAGUCCUUUAAGAACAGACUAGCCUUGUACUCCGGUCGUCACACAUUGGACAAGUGGUGGAUGGUGGCCCUUAGACCUUUCUAUUUGUACUUGUAUCCCUCUGUCUUAUACGGCUCGUUCGUUUACUCGUUUGGAGUGGUUUGGUUAAUUGUGAUUUCCGAGACUAUCUCCGAAAUUUUUAAGGGCCAUGGCUAUGGCUACUCGCAGCAGGCUGUUGGUUUGUUCUACUUGGGCCCUUUUAUUGGUGGAGUAUUAGGCUCCUUAUCAACCGGAUUAUUGGGCGACAACCUCGUUAGAUUUAUGGUCAAGAAGAACCAUGGAGUGUACGAGCCUGAAUUCAGGUUACUUAUGUUAAUUCCCUCCUCGUUCUUCAUCUGUUUUGGAUUAUUUGGCUACGGAUGGUCUACACAAGAACUCAGCCCAUGGAUUGCACCAGUCGUCUUCUUUGGUUGUUUGAGUUAUGGCUCUUCCAUGGCAUGCACUUCUGCCAUUACUUAUGUGGUUGACUCAUAUAAAAUGUUUGCCUCGGAGUCGUUGGUGUCCUUUAACUUCAUGAAGAAUUUCUUGGGUUUCAUCAUCUCGCUCUUCAACACUGAUGUUUUAGAGUCCAUUGGCAGCAAGAAACUUUUCAUCAUUUACGGUUGCAUUCAGAUUGCUCUUAGUAUUGGUGGUGUCGUUACUUAUAGAUAUGGAAAGCUUGCAAGAGCAUGGACAGAUGAAAAGGAGAUUUUGAGAUCUCUUUACGUUCCUAAUUCGCCGCUGCAUCCAAGUAAGGCAAAAGAGGCCAGAGAAGCCAAGGAGGCCAAAGACAAUGAAGAAGCGCGGGCUAGGGAAGGCGAUCAAACUCGUCGUCAGGAAGGCGAAAGCUCCGAGUUCGUGUCUGCUGACACAACUACUUCAGAUGAUUCAACUUCAAAAGGUAAAACUGAAGAGCACAAGGGCGAAUCUCAAUCUACACCAGAAACGAAAUAA
Messenger RNA from Sungouiella intermedia, 1953 nucleotides. The record is from the annotation of a GenBank genome assembly. Lineage: Eukaryota; Fungi; Ascomycota; Pichiomycetes; Serinales; Metschnikowiaceae.